AUGUUAAAUUAUAAAUCUCAUGUAGUCCAACAACCACGCAACUCACAUAAAUCUGCCCCAGCGACAUCUAGUUCAGGUCAACAGACAAAAACAAAUCCUCCUGCCCCAUGCUGGCACUGCGGUGCAUGGCAUUUUGUUCGAUACUGUCCAUAUAAGCAACAUUGGUGUAGGAAACGUAAUGCGGUGGGUCAUAAAGAUGGUUUUUGUCAAAGAAAGAAGCCGAACAGCUCCAGAGGUACCAGAAAAAAUACGCCUAGAUCCAACACGAAUUCGUUGAGUCUAAUAGCAAGCUGUCAUAACUCAACCCCAGGUGAUAGGAAAAUUAUCACCCUUAAUAUUAAUGGGCACCCGCUUAGAUUGCAAAUAGACACCGCAUCUGAUGUAACAAUUCUCUCACGAAAAUAUUGGAUCAGAAUGGGAAGACCACGCAUGGUGCCAACAACACAAAAACCUCGAACUGCAUGCGGUAAUUACCUACGUUUGUUGGGACAACUAGAUUGUAAAGUGUCUUUUCACGAUUCGACAUUUACCGGGGUAUGUUACAUCACACCAGCUGAUCUUAAUCUACUUGGGUUAGACUGGUUUGACCGGCUACAUUUAGCUGACGUUCCUUUAAGCACCGUAUGUCAUCUGGUGGAACAACCUUAUGAACCUGAAGCAUAUUCGAAGGAACUAAUGACGGAGUUUUCAACCAUUUUCCAACCUGUAUUGGGUCAGUGCACUGCUAUGAAAGCAACACUUCGGUUGAAACCUGGAGCUAAACCUGUCUUCCAUCCAAAGAGACCAGUGUCGUACGCAGCAUUAUCGAAAGUUGACGAAUAA
This is a messenger RNA of Schistosoma haematobium, 822 nucleotides long. RefSeq lists its product as uncharacterized. The transcript has a single exon. The record is from RefSeq and is a predicted model, not a curated record. The coding region runs from base 1 to 822 and encodes 273 amino acids. Lineage: Eukaryota; Metazoa; Platyhelminthes; Trematoda; Strigeidida; Schistosomatidae.